Messenger RNA from Fusarium poae, 210 nucleotides. RefSeq lists its product as uncharacterized. Bases 1 to 210 code for a protein of 69 amino acids. Lineage: Eukaryota; Fungi; Ascomycota; Sordariomycetes; Hypocreales; Nectriaceae. The transcript is spliced from 2 exons. The record is from RefSeq and is a predicted model, not a curated record.
AUGUUGAAACGGUACAGCAUCAUUUCUCAGUCAGAUCCAUGUCAUAGGAUUGGAUGGAUGGAUGGAUGGAUGGAUGGAUGGGACAGGUCAUCCAUCAGCAAUGUUCCCCGCGCAGAGCCGCAACAGCAGCGAACCAUGAUAAAAGGCAGCGACUUGGACUGUCUGACUGUCACCCACACCUACGAUACACCUUUUCAAGAACUCUCAUGA